This is a messenger RNA of Anarrhichthys ocellatus (wolf-eel), 2341 nucleotides long. RefSeq names its product cytosolic 5'-nucleotidase 1A-like. NCBI's taxonomy places the organism in Eukaryota, Metazoa, Chordata, Actinopteri, Perciformes, Anarhichadidae. The transcript is spliced from 6 exons. Gene Ontology annotation, biological process: adenosine metabolic process; nucleotide metabolic process. The record is from RefSeq and is a predicted model, not a curated record. Gene Ontology annotation, molecular function: magnesium ion binding; nucleotide binding; 5'-nucleotidase activity. Gene Ontology annotation, cellular component: cytoplasm; cytosol. Bases 127 to 1212 code for a protein of 361 amino acids.
UACUCGUGGACGCACCACCGUUUUUUUUCCCCUAAACACAUUUCCGCAAAGUUCACAAGCAUCAGCUGCCUCACAUUUAAUCGGGGUUUUUUUUAUUAACUUUUAAGACUUACAAAGUUCCUAAAAAUGUGUGAAGUCAAACCAAACGAUUCGGCUCCAACUGAAGACGGCGGAGAGGAGAAAGACUGGGCCGCGGCCAAAGCUUUCUUUGACAACCUCAAAACCAACAAACCGAGACCCCCCAAACCCCGGUAUGCUGUCACCAUCGCAGUCUCGUCUCGCACCCUCUUCAACAUGGUGGCAGAGAGGAAGAUCUACGAGGACGAAGGAUUGGAGAAGUACGUGGCUUAUCAGGUGGAGCAUGAAGAAGAGCCGCUGAAGCCAGGAGCUGCUUUCCCCUUCGUCAAGGCGCUGAUGGACGUCAACUGUCGACUGAGGAAGCUCUACCCGGACAGCGAGGAGCUGUUUGAUAUCAUCUUAAUGACCAACAACCACGCCCAGGUCGGAGUACGCCUCAUAAACAGCAUUAAUCACUACGAUCUGACCAUAGAGAGAUUCUGUAUGACCGGAGGGAAAAGUCCUAUAGGCUACCUUAAGGCCUACAUGACCAACCUCUACCUCUCCAAGGACUCGGAUAAUGUCGGAGAGGCCAUAGAGGAAGGCAUCGCUGCAGCCACGAUGUUCACUCAAGAAAUGGAUAGUGAGUUGAGCAACACCGAGCUGAGGGUGGCGUUUGAUGGCGACGCCGUCCUCUUCUCCGACGAGUCCGAGAUCAUCGUGAAGCAACAGGGCCUGGACUCCUUCUUUGACCACGAGAAGGAGUUUGUGAACAAACCCCUCGCACAGGGUCCCUUAAAGUGCUUCCUGGAGGCUCUGGGGAAGCUGCAGAGAAAGUUUUACGCCAAGAACGAGCGCAUGAACUGUCCCAUCCGAACCUACCUGGUGACGGCCCGCAGCGCGGCCAGCUCCGGGGCCCGCGUCCUGAAGACGCUCCGCAGCUGGGGCCUGGAGAUCGACGAGGCUCUCUUCCUGGCCGGGGCUCCCAAAGGGCCCCUGCUGCAGAAAAUCAAACCGCACAUCUACUUCGACGACCAGAUGUUCCACAUUGAGGGGGCCAGAGAAAUGGGAACCAUAUCGGCACACGUCCCCUACGGGAUCGGACAGAAGUACCACAAGGGGAAACUCAUUGAGCAGCCUGCGAAGGAAAAGUAAUAACCUGAAACUGGUUGAAAUAUUAAAUACCCACUAUGCUCCAAAAUACAAUCUUGCAUUUAUGAAAAAUGAUCUGUUAGAAGAAUACCAGCAAUUUUAAAGGAUUGAGGUAAUUAGUUGUUGAUGCCGUCUACAAAGUUUCCUAUUUUUGGGUUUUUUAUAAAGUAUCUUUAGGAUAAGUUUUUAUUGAUGAGUGGGGGAAUGCAUUUUCAAAUCAAGAGUUACACCAGCUGCCACAAACUAUUUCACUGAAUAUUGUUGUGGAGGAGAAACACCAGGUUCGAGAUUACCUAUCGAGGCCUUUUAACUGCACUUACUGUGUACCUGUUCACCUUUUGAGGGAGCUUUUGUUCUCAUUUACAUUUGCGCUUAUGUCAUUUUCUUUACAGUUUUAUACAAAUGUUGUUUUAUGUAUCUUGGUUUUAGCUGUUGGUCCUUGGCCUAAUGAAUACCAGGGUGGGAGCAUAUAUACGUAUCUGCUGUAGUAGUCUUUCUGCGUUUGCUCUUUGAUGGACUUAAAGAUCAUGAGCCAGGUAAAAAUAGCCAAUUUCAACUCAAAAUGUCUAACGUUCUGUUAUUAAUUUUUCUCAUGUGUUGGGGCAUAUUAGUAUCAGCUGUUAUUUUUAAAGGAGCACUUAUACAGGUAGAAUGUCUUUGGCUUACAGGGAACACUGAUGCUGUUUUUUUUUGUUACUGUCUUUGUUGUUGAUGCACACAAACCAAAUAAGACUUUAUAUUUCUCCUCAAACGUUUAUACUCAUGUUCUGAGUUGUUAACGCUUGCGCACUGUACCUCAUUACCAGGCAGCACACUAUAACUACACCUUUCUGUCACGUUAUAGUGCUUUUAUAUGGAACUGACUACAUAUACUAUACAUGUUUGCAAAUUGAAUUUGAUGUAUUUUCAAAAAUGUGAAAAUGUUUUCACAACUAUACAUCAUUGUGGAGUUCUACAGUUACACUUGUUUGUAAAUGUCUGUAUCGUGUCUGAUAAUGUCGACAGAUCAUGUGGUGUUUUUGAACUGAUUGUAAUCGUGUCCACGAUAACAUGAUGUUUGUACAAUUACACUUUUCUAUACUGUGAUUUCUAUCCAGCCUUUGCGUGUUGAGUGCAGAGGAAUAAAGGAAUG